GUAGCGUUGACUCAGUAUAUCAUCUUUAGAGCGGAUUUUGUUUUGUUUGUGAUCAACAUCAUUUUUACGUGGACAAAGCCAUAUUCGUUGAAUCUUCAACUCUCAAUCGAUUGAAAAUGUCUCAACUACAGUUGCUGCGUGAGUUUUUAAAUGAGCGUGUAAUGGCUGCUGCUGUCGACAUUUUUGGGGCAGUUGAGAAAACGGUAGCUGAGUACCAAGAGGAAAAUGAUCGUCUACGGAGACUGCUGCGGAUAGAUUCCUUGCAGCUCUCUCUCGCUGUCUCUGAAGAGGAGGUUCUCCCUGAGCAUCAGCAUUGUGAGCAGGAGUGGAGCUUCAGUUUGGGACAGGAGAACACUGAAGCCACACAGGUUAAAGAGGAAGAGGAGCAAAUCAGUCAAGAGGAAGAACGGCUUCAAGAGCUCUUUGAUACCAAAAAUGCCACUUUCACUCCUGCCUGUGUGACAAGUAAAUGUGAUCAGGUGGAUCCCUUGACUCCUCAAAUCCAGACUUUGGAGAACAGAGAGUGUGACCCGAAACAAGAGAAUCUCACACCUUUUGGUACUGUGACUCAGCUAAAGGCUCUCAACAUUCUAUGUGACCCUCCAAAUAAUCAAAACAAUGCAUCCAGCCACAGCACAGACCCAAGCAGUGACCCAAUAGGACUCGACAGCAGCCCAACAUUAGAUACCAGCCCACCAUUGACUCACAACCCACCAUUUAAGAAACACAGAUCCAAACACAGCAGCACAGCUAUAAAAACUCUCCGCUGCUGUGACUGUGGUGAAACAUUUGCUCUAAAAGCUGACCUGCAGAUGCAUGUGACUCUUGCCAAGAAGCAACAGAGUGAAUGUCAAUUCUGCAAAAAUUUAUACAGAUCUACCUGUAAACUGAAGGCCCAUGUCAGACUGUGUCACGAUGGGAAAACCAGCACCUGCCCCUAUUUUGGAAAGACCUUCAAACUAGAAGGAGAUCUGUCCAAGCACAUGAUUCACACAGGAGAGAAACGAUUUAGCUGUGGUGACUGUGGGAAGAGCUUUAAUCGCAAGGGGAAUCUAACCCAACAUACACUGACUCACACAGGGGAGAAAUCAUUUAGUUGUGGUGACUGUGGGAAAAGCUUCAGUCUCAAGAGGAACCUAACCGAACAUGUUCGGACUCACACAGGAGAGAAACCAUUUAGCUGUAGUGACUGUGGGAAGAGCUUCAAACAGAAGGGACACCUAACCAUGCAUAAACUGACUCACACAGGAGAGAAACCGUUUAGCUGUGGUGACUGUGGGAAGAGUUUCAAUCGCAAGCAGCCCCUAAACAUGCAUAAACUGACUCACACAGGAGAGAAACCUUUAGCUGUGACGACUGUGGGAAAAGUUUUAAUUUGAAGGACUCCCUAAAGAAACACAAAUUUACUCACACAGGAGAGAAACCCUUUAGUUGUGGUGACUGUGGGAAAAGCUUCUAUCAGAAGGGGCACCUGAAUGUGCACAAACGGACUCAUACUGAUUCACACAAGAGAGAAACCAUUUAGCUGUGAGAAAAGCUUUAGUGUCAAGGGGAACCUAACCAUGCACAAAUUGACUGCUGCUCAGGCUAGGAUUCCGUCGUAAGUAGAGGUCGGCCGAUUUAUGAUUUUUCACGACGAUACCGAUUAUUGGAGGACCAAAAAAAGCCGCUGCCGAUUAAUUGGCCGAUUUUUAAAAUGACACAUUUUUUUACUUAAAAAAAAACAUUUAUUUGUAAUAAUGACAAUUACAACAAUACUGAAUGAACACUUAUUUUCACUUAAUAUAGUAGAUCAAUAAAAUCAAUUUAGCCUCAAAUAAGGAAACAUAUUCAAUUUGGUUUAAAUAAUGCAAAAACAAAGUGUUGGAGAAGAAAGUAAAAGUACAAUAUGUGCCAUGUAAGAAAGCUAACGUUUAAGUUCCUUGCUCAGAACAUGAGAACAUAUGAAAGCUGGUGAUUCCUUUUAACAUGAGUCUUCAAUAUUCCCAGGUAAGAAGUUUUAGGUUGUAGUUAUUAUAGGACUAUUUCUCUAUACCAUUUGUAUUUCAUAUACCUUUGACUAUUGGAUGUUCUUAUAGGCACUUUAGUAUUGCCAGUGUAACAGUAUAGCUUCCGUCCCUCUCCUCGCCCCUACCUUUGCUCGACCUUCAAUGUUAUGUCAUAAUUACGUAAAAUUCUGCCAAAUUAGUUCACAAUGAGCCAGGCUGCCCAAACUGUUGCAUAUACCCUGACUCUGUGUGUAUUGAACGCAAGAGUGACACAAUUUCACCUGGUUAAUAUUGCCUGCUAAUCUGGAUUUUUUUUUAGCUAAAUAUACAGGUUUAAAAAUAUAUACUUUUGUGUAUUGAUUUUAAGAAAAGCAUUGAUGGUUAUGGUUAGGUACACAUUGGCGCAACGACAGUUCUUUUUCACAAAUACGCACCGCAUCGAUUAUAUGCAAUGCAGGACACGCUAGAUUAACUAGUAAUAUCAUCAACCAUGUGUAGUUAACUAGUGAUUAUGAUUGAUUGUUUUUAUAAGAUAAUUUUAAUGCUAGCUAGCAACUUAUCUUGGCUUACUGCAUUCGCGUAACAGGCAGUCUCCUCGUGGAGUGCAAUGUAAUCAGGUGUUUAGAGUGUUGGACUGGUCAACUGUAAGGUUGCAAGAUUGAAUCCCCUGAGCUGACAAGGUAAAAAAUCUGUCCGUUCUGCCCCUGAACGAGGCAGUUAACCCAUAGUUCCUAGGCUGUCAUUGAAAAUAAGAAUGUCUUCUAAACUGACUUGCCUAGUAAAAUAAAGAUUAAAUAAAGGUGUAAAAAAAUAAAUAUAUUAUAAUAAUAAUAAUAAUCGGCCAAACCGGUGUCCAAAAACACAGAUUUCCGAUUGUUAUGAAAACUUGAAAUCGGCCCUAAUUAAUCGGCCAUUCCGAUUAAUCGGUCGACCUCUAGUCGCAAGGUUCAGCUGCUGAAACAUAUGAAUAAAGUCCACAGGGAAAGAGAACAGGACUAAAACAGAAAUAAAAUUGGGAGAGCUCUUCUGUUGACAUUUAUUUGGAUUACAAUUGUCCUUGAGGCAGAACUGAGCAAUUUCCUCUAGAUGGGCCAGCUGCAAAGUCAGAAUUGGCUAUAUUGUAAAAAUGUAUGAAAACAAAAAUGUAAGGUUAGCUUUAAAAUCAGAUUUUAUGACUUUGUGGCUGUGCCAGCUAGUGACCACUCUGCAGAGCUGCCUCCAGAAUAAGAUACAUGAUGGAAAAAACACGAACCUGCAUCAGAAGAUGGAAAUUUAAAAGUCAGUGUUUGGUCACAGAAAGGAAAUUAAACUCUGCAUAAUACACGCUCUAGAUGUGUGAUAGAUGUACUUUUGUAAAACGUUCUAUGGGGCUAAUGAGAGCGAAUAAUUCGAAACAAAACAAAUUGUUUUAAAUAGGCUGUGUAAAUACACUUUACAGGCACCAUAAUUGCUUCCUGUGUGCAUAUAAUAUUAAAACAAAGCUGACUAUCGAGAGUUUUACGUACAUACGCACUUUUCACAGUACCUGGACAAAGAUCUAAUAAAAAGGGAGCUUGUCCAUUCACCAUUUUACUGCUUCCAAAUAUAAUGUUUUAUACACAGUACCAGUCAAAAGUUUGGACACCUACUCAUUCCAGGGUUUUGCUUUAUUUUUUACUAUUUUUUUUACAAUUGUAGAAUAAUAGUGAAGACAUCAAAACUAUGAAAUAACACAUGGAAUCAUGUAGUAACCAAAAAAGUGAUAAACAGAUCAAAAUAUAUUUGAGUUUCUUCAAAGUACCCACCCUUUGUGCAAAGCUGUCAUCAAGGCAAUCUUGGCAUUCUUUCAACCAGCUUCAUGAGGUAGUCUCCUGUAAUGCAUUUCAAUUAACAGGUGUGCCUUGUUUAAAAGUCAAUUUGUGGAAUUUCUUUCCUUAAUGCGUUUGAGCCAAUCAGUUGUGUUGUGACAAGGUAGGGGUGGAAUACAGAAGAUAGCCCUAUUUGGUAAAAGACCAAGUCCGUAUUAUGGCAAGAACAGCUCAAAUAAGCGAAGAGAAAUGACAGUCCAUCAUUACUUAAAGGCAUGAAGGUAAGUCAAUGCAGAAAAUUUCAAGAACUUUGAAAGUUUCUUCAAGUGCAGUCGCAAAAACCAUCAAGCGCUAUUAUGAAACCGUCUCUCAUGAGGACCGCCACAGGAAAGGAAGAUCCAGAGUUACCUCUGCUGCAGGUGGUAAGUUCUUGAGAGUAACCAGCCCCUGAAAUUGCAGCCCAAAUAAUUGCUUCACAGAGUUCAAGUAACAGACACAUCUCAACAUCAACUGUUCAAAGGAGACUGCAUAAAUCAGGCUUUCAUGGUUGAAUUGCAGCAAAGAAACCACUACUAAUAGACACCAAUAAGAAGAGACUUGCCUGAAACAUGAGCAAUGGACAUUAGAUCAUUGGAAAUCUGUCCUUUGGUCUGAUGAAACCAAAUUUGAGAUUUUUGGUACCAACUGCUGUGUCUUUGUGAGACGCAGAGUAGGUGAACGGAUGAUCUCGACAUGUGUGGUUCCCACCAAAAAGCAUGGAGGAGGUGUGAUGGUGUGGGGGUGCUUUUCUGGUGACACUGUCUGUGAUUUAUUUAGAGUUCAAGCACGCUUUCCCUGCAUAGCUACCACAGCAUUCUGCAGUGAUACGCCAUCCCAUCUGGUUUGGGCUUAUGUGGGAACUCCAAGACUGUUGGAAAAUCAUUCCUGGUUGAGAGAAUGCCAAGAGUGUGCAAAGUAGUCAACAAAGCAAAGGGUGCCUAUAAUUUGAUUUGUUUAACACUAUUUUGGUUACUACAUGAUUCCAUAUAUGUUAUUUCAUAGUUUAUGUCUUCACUAUUAUUCUACAAUGUAGAAAAGAGUACAAAUAAAGAAAAACCCUUGAAUGAGUAUGUAAGACUAUUUUAAGAUGAUACACAAUGCAGAGGACUAGAGGUCAAUAGGGAAUUAACGAUCAAUGGAAAUAGUUGUUUUUCAGUUCAACAUCUGGUUAGAAUCUGGCAAGAUCUCAUUGGUCUGAAUUGUCUAUACAUUGAGCCUGAAACAGGAUGCUUGUUAUUUGGCCAUUGGCCCAAUUUUACUGCAAGGAAUUCUAAUUGGUCAACCACAGACUAGGGUUGGGGUUAUAAAUGACAUCCUGUCCCUUUUUUGUUCUGUGGAGAGUCACUGAGGACAGGGAAGAAUGAUCAUCUACUUCUCAGCAUAACAACCAUGAUUAGUUCUCUUUGAAUAAACCUAUUUUUCCUCCCUCCCCCUGAUUUGCUUUGGGGUCUGUGUUACUGAAGAGUAACAUCAACUGCUAACAAGUAGGUGUCCAAACUUUUCACUGGCACUGUACAAAUUGGAGCCAUCUGACAGAUCGCAUUCACACUUCUCCAGAAGUUUAAUCAUUCUAAUAAGUUUGCUUGUAUUUUUUUUUUUAACUUUGGUUGUAAUAAAAACUUUUUUUUUCAACAACAAUAAAUACAUGUAAAAUGUAACGAUGUCCUAAAAUCGGCAGCAUAAAAAAAAAGACGUGACGCAUGUUGCUGUUGAACCAGCCUUCGUUAUAGUAGGCCUAUGGUAAGGGUAGCCUACGGAGGGCUUGGGCUUUAAAAAUGUUAAACGGAAAAUAAACAAUUGUUGCAGGAAAAUACCCUCUAAACACGAGGUUCACAUCUAGUUUCACGAUGGGCAUGGAAUAGAUCAUAUAGGCGUUUUCAUGCAAGUCCAAAGCAUGGCUAAAAUAACGUAGGCCUGCCUACAAUACAUCGCUAAAACGGGAAUGCCAGCUCACUGUUUUGCUCCUCUGAAAUUAGGUAUUUUAAUAAAGCUUUGGUGACGUAAGAUUGAUUUUCCCAGCGGUCUCAUGAGCGAAAGACUUUAUCGGAGGUCUUGACUAACUUAAUUGGUUACAUUGGGCAGGACAAAAAAGAAACAAACUUCACUGGAGGCUAUGUUUGUGUUUUAACCAAAUAAAACGAAAUGGGGAAAAAAAACAUGAUUUAUGUUUCUAAAUACGAAGUAUACGCAAAUCACCAAAUAUCAUAUUGUUCCAUGUGCAUUUGGAAAGUAUUCAGACCCCUUGUACUUUUUCCACAUUUAGUUACGUUUCAGCCUUAUUCUAAAAUUGAUUAAAUCGUUUUUUUCAUUCUCUUCAAUCUACACACUAUCCCAUAAUGACAAAGCCAAAACAAGAUUUUAGAAUUUUUGUCAAAUGUAUUAAAAAUAAAUAACAUUUCACAUUUACAUAAGUAUUCAGACCCUUUACCCAGUACUUUAUUGAAGCACCUUUGGCAGCGAUUACAGCCUCGAGUAUUCUUGGGUAUGACGCUACAAGCUUGGCACACCUGUAUUUGGGGAGUUUCCCCCCAUUCUUUGAAGAUCCUCUCAAGCUCUGUCAGUUUGAAUUGGGAGCGUCGCUGCACAGCUAUUUUCAGGUCUCUCCAGAGAUGUUCGAUCUGGUUCAAGUCCGGGCUCUGGCUGGGUCACUCAAGGACAUUGAGACUUGUCCCGAAGCCACUCCUGCAUUGUCUUGGCUAUGUGCUUAUGGUCAUUGUCCUGUUGGAAGGUGAACCUUUGCCCCAGUCUGAGGUCCAGAGCGCUCUGGAGCAGGUUUUCAUCUAGGAUCUCUUUGUACUUUGCACCGUUCAUCUUUCCCUCGAUCCUGACUAGUCUCCCAGUCCCUGCCGCUGAAAAACAUCCCCACUGCAUGAUGCUGCCACUACCAUGCAUCACUGUAAGGAUGGUGCCAGGUUUCUUUUAGACGUGAUGCUUGGCAUUCAGGCCAAAGAGUGGCUUCCGUCUGGCCACUACCAUAAAGGCAUGAUUGGUGGAGUGCUGCAGAGAUGGUUGUCCUUCUGGAAAGUUCUCCCAUCUCCACAGAGGAUCUAUGGAGCUAUGUCAGAGUUACCAUUGGGUUCUUGGUCACCUCCCUGACCAAGGCCCUUCUCCCACGAUUGCUCAGUUUGGCUGGUCGGCCAGCUCUAGGAAGAGUCUUGGUAGUUCCAAACUUCUUCCAUUUAAGAAUGAUGGAGGCCACUAUGUUCUUGGGGACUUUCAAUGCUGCAUGUUUUGGUACCCUUCCCUAGAUCUGUGCCACGACACAAUCCUGUCUCGGGGCUCUACGGACAAUUCCUUCGACCUCAUGGCUUGGUUUUUGCUCUGACACGCACUGUCAACUGUGGAACUUAUAUAGAUAGACAGGUCUGUUCAUUUCCAAAUCAUGUUCAAUGAAUUGAAUUUACCACAGGUGGAGUCCAAUCAAGUUGUAGAAACAUCUCAAGGAUGAUCAAUGGAAACAGGAUGAACCUGAGCUACAUUUUGAACCUAUAGCAAAGGAUCUAAAUACUUAUGUACAUAAAGUAUCGUUUAAAUAUUUUAAAUCUGCAAACAUUUCUAAAAACCUGUUUGCUUUAUAAUUAUGGGGUAUUGUGUGUAGAUAUGUUUUAAUUAUUAUUUGUGUAUAUACAUUUUAGAAUAAGGCUGUAACGUAACAAUGUGGAAAAAGUCAAGGGGUCUGAAUACUUUCCGAAUGCACUGUAUGUGCAGUGUGCAUCACGGCUGGAUAGGCUGAGUUUCCGCUGUCAAUAUUCCUGCCAUAAACAAUUGCAUGACCACUAAAACCAGCUUUUGGUUGGUCUUAAAUAUCCCUAACUGAGAUUAGCACUUUGGAUCAUGUUUUUAAGGACAUGUCUCAAAUAUUGAAACCCCUCCAAUCUGAGCCCAAGCGAGCUGAUGUUAGACAUGUAGAUUACCUGGCGUUAGGGCUGGAAAAUGCCAUUGGGCCUGUUUUUAUGAGGAAAUUGCAAACUAAAGUGCGUUUUACGCUAGCUCCACCAGAACACCAGCCCAAUAUAGAGCCCUAUGUGAUAAAACAAGCAACGUAUAGUGUAGAGAAUCAUUGUACCAUCUAAACAGCUGUGAAAUAUCCAAAAAUAUUGUAUUUUCAACAAAACCGAAAGUAAAAUACACAAACUAAACUUAAGAACGGAAACAUAGAAAUAGCUUACAUCUACCGCUUUUUAGACUAGCUUUCAAUGAGUGACACAUUUUAUAACUCAAAUUUCUAUGUGAAUUUGGUCGGGUCACCCAAAAAGUUAAAUAUUGCUGCUUUAAUUUUUUUCUCCAUAGGUAUUUAGGGAUCCCGAGUGGCGCAGUGGUCUACGGCACUGCAUUUCGGUGCUAGAGGCGUCACUACAGACCCUGGUUUGAUUCCAGGCUGGAUCACAACCUGCUGUGAUUGGGAGUCCCAUAGGGCGGCGCGCAAUUGGCCCAGCGUCGUUAGGGGUAGGCCGUCAUUGUAAAUAAGAAUCUGUUUCUUAACCUUUAACUAGGAAAGUCAGUUAAAUAAAAAUGGCACCAUUCUCCGUGCACUCUAAUUUUAUAAACUGGUAAGAGAUAUUGAUCAGAGCGUUUUAUGAUUGCUGAAGACAAAUGUGAAGCAAACUCAAAGCAAAUCAACUUGAAUGGUAUUUCUGCCCCUUUCCAUGGAAUGCUGUGCCAUUAUGAGGAAUUGUAAUUGUAUGCUCUUAUAACUUACAGGCCUACUAUAAAAGUACACUAUUUUCCCUAUUAUGAUUACAUGGUACAAUGCUUCAAACAUUACCAUUUGAAGAACUGAAUGUGGUAACUUUUAGAAUGACCCAUUGUUUUCUGUUGUGCAUAAAGGCUCUGCAACUGUAUUUUUCCUUGACGUAGCCUAGGAUUCAUGAAUACUUCCCUUAAGGGGUACACUCAUACACUCCCAGCCGUUCACUGCGCUCCUCUGACACUGGCCUCCUGCACCCAUACACUCCUACCCGUUCACUGCUCUCCUCUGACACUGGCCCCUCCCAACCAUCCUUCGUACCAGACUUUGCUCCAUGGAAGACCGACCAUGCAUUUAGUAGUGCAGCCCCCAAUUCGGCAACUCCCUUCCUCUCCAUCUCAGAACCUCACAAUCCAUACACACAUUCAAGCCCACACUAAAGACAUCUUCACACAGGCUUAACUGUUGUCUUAGCUUUUAUUUCCUGUCUAGUUUAAAUGGUUAGUUAUUUUCUUAUGUUUCAUGUACUUUUAUACACUUGCUUAUUUUAAGGUGUGAUUUUUUUUUUAUUUUUAUCCCUUUUUAAAAAUGUGCUGAUUCUCGCUAUGAGCUCUAUUCAAUCCCUCUCGCUGAAGCGUUACAGAUGGUAUGAUAGGCAUUUAAAGGUAAUUUCUGAUUUGAGCCGACAUCUGCAGCGUUUACCCUGAAUGCAGUCGCCGCGAAUCCGGGAACAUUACCUUUACAUUUCAAUCACGCCGUAACGCUGAACUUCCGAAAUAAGGAUCAAAUACAGCCCUAUUUUAAAGUGAGUUUGGGUGUCUUGAAAAGCGCUUAAAAUACAAAUGCUGAUUAUUAUGUAAUGAUUUACAGUCGACUCCUGUUAAGUGCAUUUUGUAUAAGUGCAAACUCAGGGCUCUAUUCAAUCCGUAUCGAGGAAGUUCAGCGUAACAGGGCGAUUGAAAUGUAAGGGCAAUGUUAGCUGAGACUGCGUUCACUGUAAAUGCUGUAUAUGUCAGCUCAGUCAGAAAUGACCUUUUAAAAGUAUACCGCUUAAUCUGUAAGACUUCGGAAAUGCAGAUUGAAUAGAGCCCUGCCUUCCGUUUCAGUCACGUCUUUCAACCCACUCGUGUGGGUCAAACAAAAACACUCUAAUUAUUGGUUGACAAAUAAUGCUUUCCACAAUGCAAAUUGAAGUUGACUGCAGUCGAAACGUCAUGACACGGUUGUUGUAAAGUUCCUGUAGGCACAAGUCUGAUCCUUUUUGUCCCCAUAGUGCAACACACUUUAAAAGGUUUGACGAAAGGUGACACGCUCGAAACGUGCCCAAUGUGUUGUCUUUCAAUUAAGUUCAUGCAAGAAAUGAUCAUUCUAGAUCACCUUAUUACAACUCUUUCCCACAUGUAGUUAUCCCCAUUAUCUCUGGUCUGUACCGUUUAUAGUGCAUGGGGACCAGAGGAGGCUGGUGGGAGGAGCUCUAGGAAGACUGUCUGUUCCAUGAAUUCCAUUCCAGCCAUUACAAUGAGACAGUCCUAAAUAGCUCCUCCAACCAAUCUCCUCUGAUGAGGAUGCUGUGGUGUGUUCGUGGUCUUACCACCUACUGAUACAAACAGAAAAAGAACACAAUCCGGAAGUGAAACUGUCAGUUAUAGAAGAUGACUAUACAACAUAAUCAAGUUUAAAAAACUAUGAACAAUAGUAAUUGUAUUUGAAGUAUUACAAAUAGCCAAAGGCAUACAGCAUAUUAUUCAGCCAAGAUCUGGGUCUCCACUCACAGGUGGAAGUUACAAAAUGUGCCUCUUAAUCUUCUGUCUGAUGCCCUUCUCCCACACAGGGCAUAGUUUCAUCUUUCUGGUGGGGCUACACAAUGUUCUGAUCUCAGUGGAAAAAUAGUCACAGAAUGGAAAAUAACAGGUUAUGUAGAAUAUGCCCUGAUUAUGACCUUUAAUGGAGAGCGAGCCCCAGGGCUACCAAGGAAAAGGUCAAUCAAGUGUUUCCUCAGGUGAGCCGUUGGGCUUUCGGGCUUUGUUUUGAAGCAUUAAUUUGACUUGUACGAUUCCUCCUCUGUGUGUUUUCCGGUGACUAUUCAAUGCACUUCUGGCACUAAAGCAUUUUCUACAGAAAAAGUGUAAUGUGUAAAUGUCUCAUACGCAGUGUCAAAUAAAAGGCAGCUGUGAACGA
This is a messenger RNA of Oncorhynchus masou masou (cherry salmon), 10679 nucleotides long. Its product is annotated as gastrula zinc finger protein XlCGF46.1-like. The transcript has 2 exons. Gene Ontology annotation, biological process: regulation of transcription by RNA polymerase II. Gene Ontology annotation, molecular function: RNA polymerase II cis-regulatory region sequence-specific DNA binding; DNA-binding transcription factor activity, RNA polymerase II-specific. NCBI's taxonomy places the organism in Eukaryota, Metazoa, Chordata, Actinopteri, Salmoniformes, Salmonidae. The record is from RefSeq and is a predicted model, not a curated record. Bases 117 to 1379 code for a protein of 420 amino acids.